AUGUUGGAUGGCGGCUCGGCAUUCGUCGCCACCGGAGCACGUCGAUUUCUUUGGGGAAAUUUACCAGCGCUGGAUAUCCUGAAGUUGGAAGCCAAUGAAGGCAAAGACGAUCAACGGCCUCAUCACCUCGAUUUAGAUAUCAACCUCUUGUUUGCCGCCUCCGGAGACUGUCGAAACGCCAUCAAGACCAUCGUCGGACUUCCUAACGAAUACGCAGGUCAAUGCACGGCAGUGUUGAACGAUGCGGAUUUCGCAGUGGUGGCGCGCAACAUCAUGAUGCUCCUUUCGGCACUCCACUUUGACCCAGCCGCCAGCACUCCUAUUAUACUGCAUCUUUGGUACUCUGCUCUCCUACCAGAACGUAUGCUAACCAUCCUGCAGAAGGAAAUCCUACCCUACAUUGAGAAUGUUUGCGCCGAGAUUCAGGAUAGAUCGAGCAGAUCGUUCCAUGUCCAAACCUUCAAGUUCGUAACGAGCUCCGUGCGGUUAUGCCUUCGAAAGGAACAAUGGGUUCAGCUUAUUUCCUUUUUCAAAGUGCCAGCCGGUCUCGACAAGGACGUGGUCACAACGACUCGGCAAAAGGUCACUCUUGAUGACAAGAAAAUCGACGAGCUCGAUCUUGAUAUGUUCAGAUGGCCGCCCGACCGACGAAUGGGAAACUGGAAGUUCAGGUCUGACGGCGUACUCCUACCUUUCGGAUGCUCCAGGGAGGAGUUUGACACACCUAACCCGACGUUCUUUCAAGAUCGGGGUGAGUGGCCCAUGAAUCACUCAGCUGACCCACUCAAUGGAUGGCUUCAUACCGACUACAUGAAAAAGUCGCGUAUAGCUGAGGCUGAUGUGUACGGAGGACUGUUCUUCUUCCUCCGCGACCUGCUUCUGGACUUCUGCAACCGUCUUCAGAACACGAGAAUCGAGUUCCAGUUCUACAGCAUGGAUGCAGCAGAUCUGCCCACGUAUCUGCGUCCAGAGGGACUAGCAUUCGAUCGUAUCGAGAUCGACAACAUCUGCGACCGAAACUACGUCGGCCCCGCCACCACACUAUCGAAAUUCAUCCCUCUCCUCCAACCAAAAUCACGCAACCCCUAUGCCGCCCUAAUAAUGCUCUUCCUAAACGCAACAGCCGAGAAGGGAAUGGAACGCGGAUCCGCCUACCAGACGGCAGAAACCCCUAAAAGGCGGGAGCGCGCGAGAAAAUUCAUCGGCGGCGGUACCAUCGCAUUUACGCUGCGCGACCCCAAGAAGCUCCGCGAGUACUACAUCUUGCGAUCUCUUGGCGACUUCGACGAGCUGUUCGACAGCUACUCGAGAGAUGUGCGGUUGGAUGCGCAUGCGAAGGAGAACGGGGCGGUGAUGAGGUCGGACCACAGAAUUGUGGGGAAGUGGCCUUACAGGAUCACACAGGAUACCUCGGUAGAGGAUUUUGAAAUUAUAUCUAGGUUGAGCGUUCGCGGGUGGGAGCGUUAUGUGGAGUUUGAGAGAGAGGCUGAAAAGGAGCUAGUUGGGGACCGGCCCAGUUAUAGGCGGGAGGAACGGUGA
Messenger RNA from Periconia digitata, 1539 nucleotides. The record is from the annotation of a GenBank genome assembly. NCBI's taxonomy places the organism in Eukaryota, Fungi, Ascomycota, Dothideomycetes, Pleosporales, Periconiaceae.